AGCGCAGGGGACGUCACCCGAGCAGCUGCGUGUUGUUGCAGAGUCACUGCGACUGUUCGAUGUAAACAAGGAGACGAAGAAGACCCGACAAGAUUCGGACACACUGUCGCUUCUACGCAGCCACAUACCUCUGGAGUUUGUGCUGGGUCGUGUUCGAGUCUCGAAGGUCCAUGGUUCAGCUGUCUCUCCGUCGGUUCGCGCUAGCAGCAGAAGCUAGCGACCGUUAGCCUGACUGGCAGGUUCAGAGCGGGCCUGGAGCCAUAAAUCCUCUGUAUGUUCCGAUAGAAGUCUGCACUUCGACACCAGAAGCCAGAACCCUGGGUGGCUGGUCGGAGCAGCCUCCUCCCAACAUGGAGGCAGCAGGGAAGGACUGCGAGGAGGAGACUCUGCAGACAGCGUUUAAAAAACUGCGGGUUGAUGCUGAGAGCGUUCCAGCACCCACGAGUGCCUCUGAGACGUCGAGGACGCCGCCGCGAUCGUCUCUGGAUACAGGCACCAAGCCAAAACUAGGCUGCUUGAAAGAGAACUGGCACGGUGUGCGGAAAACUUCUCGGGGUUCGUCCAGAACUCAGCGCCGUAGAAGAUCCAAGUCGCCGAUACUUCAGCCGUCGAAAUUCACCUACUGCAGUUCUGUGUCUGCUGCCAGUCUGUCGCCCCCUAGUGUCUGCCUCAAGCACUCUCCUGUGGAGCCUGUGGGGGGCAGCAGCGGCUUGGCUCAGAAGGAGUUCCUAGCCUCCUGCUCAUCCCGCCACACUUCCACUGUAUUUGGCUCUGCUGCUGCUGCAUACGAGUCGCGUAUCACUUCCUCACCGUCUGUUCAGGACGUUGCAGGGAACAGAGAGAGCGGCUCGGAGACAGAAGAUGGUUCAGACUGCAGAGUGCAUAGAACGCCUGACCGCACAGACUUCCGUGCUUUGUCCGAGCUGCACAGCAGCGCUCCUGAAGAACCAUCGUGCUCUAUCUGCAGCUGCAGUGAGAAGAGCGGCCAGGAAGGUGCGACUGCAGUAACACGUGAGAGUGAGUGUUCGUGUCAGGUAGGUCGACGUGGUUGGAGUGAAGUGGCAGUUUACUCCUUCACUGGGCUUCGCGGUGUUAUCUCAGAGUGCGAGCAAAAUCUCGACAAGAGUCCUAGAACCCUUGGAGCUUCCACGCCACCAUCACUGUCUGGCUCUCCUCGCUCUUGCUCUGAACAGGCACGAGCUUACGUGGACGACAUUACAAUAGAGGACCUCUCUGGGUACAUGGAGUAUUACCUUUACAUCCCCAAGAAGAUGUCUCACAUGGCUGAGAUGAUGUACACUUGAAUCAUGCAGAGGUGGCAAGACCACACUUGUGUCCAGGUGAACAGUGGAUGGACACAGCGCCCUUGUUCUCCCAGUAAAUGCACGCAAUGCCAAAGCUUUUGGGGCAGAGCCAAGACAGGACUUCUACACUGGCAGUUUGUGUUUCUGUGAUCAAUUAUGUUUUUGUUGGGACUUCUGUUGAAUUGUUCUCUAAAUAAAAAAAACUUU
This is a messenger RNA of Synchiropus splendidus (mandarinfish), 1511 nucleotides long. It is a transcript of the gene oser1, whose product is annotated as oxidative stress responsive serine-rich 1. The transcript is spliced from 4 exons. The coding region runs from base 351 to 1304 and encodes 317 amino acids. NCBI's taxonomy places the organism in Eukaryota, Metazoa, Chordata, Actinopteri, Syngnathiformes, Callionymidae. Gene Ontology annotation, biological process: cellular response to hydrogen peroxide. The record is from RefSeq and is a predicted model, not a curated record.